This is a messenger RNA of Gastrolobium bilobum, 1413 nucleotides long. RefSeq names its product serine/threonine-protein kinase PBL34-like. Gene Ontology annotation, biological process: protein phosphorylation. The record is from RefSeq and is a predicted model, not a curated record. The coding region runs from base 1 to 1413 and encodes 470 amino acids. Lineage: Eukaryota; Viridiplantae; Streptophyta; Magnoliopsida; Fabales; Fabaceae. The transcript is spliced from 6 exons. Gene Ontology annotation, molecular function: ATP binding; protein kinase activity.
AUGGCAAGUCCUCGUGGAGUGAACGUUGGAAGAAACAACAACAACAACAACAACAAAGAUAUUGAAGGACAAAGUUCGCGGUUUUGGUGGAAACUAAGGUUUUUGUUAGGUUGCAUGGCUCUACGGUUUAAAGCUGAAGAAGAAGGCUCCUCUAGUAGAGAUAAGAAAAAAGAUGAAGAAACCAGAUCAACAAUAACCAAUUCCAAUACUAGAGAGAACCCAGUUGCUUCUCAUGUAUCCCCAAGAAACAAUAAUCCAAGAAGAGCAAGAUCAUCUCCCAAGUUAAAAGGAAUUGCUACAUCCUCUUCAAGCUUAAGCGAGGAGCUAAGUGCUUAUUCCAAUCUGCACAAGUUCUCCUUCUAUGAGCUCAAGGUGGCAACAAGCAAUUUCAAACCUCAAAAUUUGCUUGGCGAGGGUGGAUUUGGUUGUGUCUACAAAGGCUGGAUCAAAGAGAAUGAGAGCUCUUCACCAAGACCACUUCCAGUUGCUGUGAAGACUCAUAACCAGAAUGGACUUCAGGGUCAUAGGGAAUGGCUUGCGGAAGUGAAUUAUCUUGGGGAACUUCGUCAUCCAAAUCUGGUUAAAUUGGUUGGUUAUUGCAUUGAGGAUGAUAAAAGGCUAUUAGUAUAUGAGUUCAUGCCUCGGGGAAGCUUGGAGAGUCAUUUGUUUAAGAGAUCUGUGUGCCUUCCUUGGAAUCACAGAAUGAAAAUUAUGCUUGGUGCUGCUAAGGGACUUGCAUUUCUGCAUGAGGAAGCUGAGAGGCCAGUGAUAUUUCGAGACUUCAAAACAUCUAAUAUUCUAUUGGAUGGGGAAUACAAUGCAAAACUUUCUGAUUUUGGCCUUGCUAAAGAUGCUCCAGAGGGAGACUUAACUCAUGUUUCAACUCGAGUUAUGGGAACAUAUGGCUAUGCAGCCCCUGAGUAUGUGAUGACAGGACAUCUCACUUCCAAGAGUGAUGUCUAUAGCUUUGGGGUGGUUCUACUUGAAAUGUUGACUGGGAAAAAAGCUAUGGACAAAACAAGGCCCAGAGGGGAGCAUCACUUGGUGGAAUGGGCAAGGCCACUGCUAAACAAAAGAAACUAUUUCCAAUUGAUUGACCCUAAACUACAAGUUCAUUUUUCACAAAAGGGAGCAUAUAUGGUAAUGAAGUUGGCAUCUCAUUGCCUUGUUGGAGACCCAAAAACAAGACCCUUAAUGAGUGAAGUUGUUAGAGUGUUGAAGUCUUUGCCUCCUUACAAAAACAUGGCUUCUACUUCUCAACUCCCACUUCAAGGUUUCCAUGUAGGACCCUCAAACCAUGGAGCUAACAAGUAUGGUUUGAGAACUGCUUCAACUUCAAGGAACAUCCCUAGUCGCUUUCAAGCCUCCCCUUGCGACUUGAAGUAUCCCCUUCCUCCACCCCAAACCUUGUGA